CUCGCUUCGGGUCACACUAUUUUCCCCCUUUUCUCUCUCCCCUUCACUUUCCGCAAUCCCUAUUUUCCCCCUCAUCUCGCUUUCCGGCCGAAAUCGGUCCGCCGGUCUCAGGAAUCUCCGCCGCGAACCUCCUCUCGACGCCGAAGAAAAAGGAAGACAGAGAGAUAAUCGAAGAAUAAUGUGGCUGGCAUGCGUGUGGGAGGAGAAAGAGAAAGAGCUCGGGAGGCAACAGGCUCCGGGAACUUGCCCUUUCUGUCAAGGCAAAGUGUACGCCAUUGAUGUGGAGAGGCGAUGGAAGCUCUGUUUCCUCCCGCUCUGCCUCAAGAUCAAGAGGAAGUAUCUCUGUACUCUCUGCUCUCGCCGCCUCGAAUUGUGCCACUGGUAGUACAAUCUGUAAAAAUUAGGUCUCGGUUCGGACCGAUCGCGCGAUUCGUCGUCUAAUUGAACCGCUUCUCUUGUUCUUGUUCGUGUUCUUGUUUAUUCCGUGAAGUUUAAUUGAGUUUUGGUGAUUCGGAUCAGGAUCCUAAUUUGGAUCUGACUCGAAUUAGAUGCAUUUAAUCUAAUCGCGUUUUGCUUUUGUACAGUAUCCAUAAACUGUAGAUAGAGGUUUUUUUUUCCUUGAUUGAAA
This is a messenger RNA of Momordica charantia (bitter melon), 628 nucleotides long. RefSeq lists its product as uncharacterized. The record is from RefSeq and is a predicted model, not a curated record. NCBI's taxonomy places the organism in Eukaryota, Viridiplantae, Streptophyta, Magnoliopsida, Cucurbitales, Cucurbitaceae.